UAUGUACAUUCACAUGUACUAGCAUCCGGAAAACCAUCGCAACCUUCAUCAUUAGACAAAAUUUAUCUUUAAGGUUGCGUUAUGGUAAAUCCCGGAGGUGGUCGCGGGACCGUCGAGGCAUGCCUUGUUCUGGGCAUCGCAUGCUUGCUCGCGCUGAGCGGGGUCCGUUGCGACCAGCUCCUGCAUCCCCCUCGUCGCUUAGGUGGUGAGGCAGUUUUUGAUGUUACCAAAUUCGGGGCUGUAGCCGAUGGCUCAACAGACAGUGCGAUUGCGUUGAUUAGGGCUUGGAAAGCAGCAUGCAACUCUAAUGGAGCAGCAAAGCUUUUGAUCCCUCGUGGGGAAUUCGCGGCAGGAGAGGUUUUAUUCACGGGGCCCUGCAUAGCUAAGAAACCUAUCACCAUCGAAAUCCAAGGAAAUCUGUUGGCGUACGAGGAUCCCAGCGCCUACACAGGUGGCGCUUGGAUAAUGCUGGAAAAAGUCGACGGCGCCGUCCUAAAAGGCGGCGGAACCAUCAACGGCCGCGGAAAGAUGCUUUGGCAGUAUGCGGAAACUAAAGACGGCCCUCCUCUUCCAGUCUCUUUCGUGUUCCAGACAGUACAAAACGCGCAAAUGAGCAACCUGAAUUUCGUGGACAGCAUGGGUUUCCACGUCAAGGUUACGGACAGUAGCAAUGUUGACAUUAAAAACAUCAAAAUCCGGGCUCCCGGAAAGAGCCCGAACACCGACGGGAUCCACUUGAGCAGUGCUAUAAAUGUUAACAUUACUGACUCCAUAAUCGGGACAGGAGACGACUGCGUUUCCAUCGGUCACGGCACCUAUAACAUUCUCGUCGCCAGAAUUAUCUGUGGCCCUGGACAUGGCCUCAGUGUCGGCAGCCUGGGGAAACGCCCGACCGAGACAAAUCUGAAAGGACUGACCAUAAUCAACUGUACACUCGUUGGUACAACAAACGGUGCAAGAAUCAAAACCUACCAUGCAUCUCCCCGGAUCCAAGCAACCAGCAUUCUUUUCCAAGAUAUCUUGAUGGAAAGAGUUAAAAACCCGAUCAUCAUCGAUCAGCAUUAUGACUCAAAAAGAAGGCCAGAGCAAUCGAGUGUGAAGCUGAGUGACAUUCACUUCAGAAACAUAAGAGGAAGCACGAUUUCAAAAGUUCCAGUGAAACUGAAUUGCAGUUCCAUGUUCCCUUGUCAAGGCGUUGAAUUGGCGGACAUCAAUUUGACACCAUUUGGUCCAAUUGGCCCUCUCACAUCUGCAUGCUCCAAUGCUAAGUUCUUCAUUAGAGGAAAACUCAACCCUCCUGCCCCUGUCUGCAAAUAGAGUUUCUUUUCUAAAAAAAUGCAAGCAACUCCUGCCAUUCUGUAAAUGAACAAAUUAAUCCUUUAUGGAAAAAAAAUAAUAAUUUACAUCCCUGUAUUUUUUAAAAUGACGUAGUUUAUCUUCCUAAACAGAGAGAUAAAUUGUUUCAUUUUAAAAAAUAAUAAGGAGUAAAUUGCUCCUUUUGUUUUUCAUAAGGGAUCAUUCACAAUAUUACAGGGGUAAAUUGCAUUAGACCCGUUACCUUUCACUGCCAUUCCUCUUCCAAAUAGCAUAAUUCAUGUUCUCAAAAAAUAGAAAAAGAAAUUUAACAUAAUACAUAUGUAUACCUAGAAAAAUUUUGCUUUUUCACAUUUUUUGUUAACAUAAUUGAUUUAAGGAUGGCAAUUGUGAGCCUCGGACAAUGUACAACUGCUGAAAUAUAUAUACUGAAUAAAGAAAAAGACAAUUCAGAUCUUACA
Messenger RNA from Sesamum indicum (sesame), 1775 nucleotides. Its product is annotated as exopolygalacturonase. Gene Ontology annotation, biological process: carbohydrate metabolic process. Lineage: Eukaryota; Viridiplantae; Streptophyta; Magnoliopsida; Lamiales; Pedaliaceae. Gene Ontology annotation, molecular function: polygalacturonase activity. The record is from RefSeq and is a predicted model, not a curated record.